Molecule: messenger RNA, 879 nt
Organism: Cajanus cajan (pigeon pea)
Lineage: Eukaryota; Viridiplantae; Streptophyta; Magnoliopsida; Fabales; Fabaceae
Source: RefSeq, a predicted model, not a curated record
AUGGCACAAUUCGCCGCCAACAAGAAGAAACCGCCGAUCACGUCGGACCUAUUCGACCUCAAGCAGCAGCGCGAGGAGUCUCUGAAGGACUUCCUGCAAAGGUUCAACGAGGUCGCCUUGAGGAUAGCGUCGUUGGACGAAAGGAUGGCCGUCAUUGCAUUCCAGAAGGGCUUGAGGUCUGGAGCUUUCGACAUCGCGUUGGAAAGAACAAAUUGCCAGACGAUGUCAGAGGUGAGAGCCUUCGCACUGAGCCACAUUAAGACGGAGGAAGGACAGAUUAGCAAACGAGCAGCGGAAAGCCGAGAAGCGGGGGGCAGCAAUAAGGAGGGAAAUAAGCAUCUUCGACCGCGAACGGAUUGGAGUAAACGAUGUGACCGUUACAACAUGAAGGAGGGCAAUUACCGACAGGCCGAUCAUGGUGGUCGGACAAGGGGCGAGUGGACACGCAACAAUGAUGAAGAGAAGUUUACUCCACUCAAUGUUCCCAGGCGAAAGAUACUUCACGAUGUCAACAACGCAUCGUUGUUUGAAUUUCCAGCGGCGACGGAACGACAAUUGGGGCCCUUUAAAACUGAUUGGUGCGAGUUCCAUAGAGCUCAUGGACACUCCACUGAAAAUUGCUUCGUCCUAGGGAGGGAGAUUGAGCGUUUGAUCAAAGAGGGGCGACUGAAAAAGUUCGUGGCAAGAAAGCAAGAGGAAAGCUCCUCGGAGAGGCGACGAAAACACAUUAAAGGUGGAUCAAGGAGAGAACGCUACGAAGAAAGAUCUCCUCCCAGGGACACGCCAACGAAGGUGUCGGGAACCCACCAGCAACCCAUCCACGGGGAUUUCAAUACCAUCGCAGGGGGUUUCGCCGGCGGGGGAGCUACCUCAGCCUGA